Molecule: messenger RNA, 294 nt
Organism: Lachnellula hyalina
Lineage: Eukaryota; Fungi; Ascomycota; Leotiomycetes; Helotiales; Lachnaceae
Exons: 2
Source: RefSeq, a predicted model, not a curated record
AAAUACAACAGAAUGGCGUCUAACAACAACCCCUCGAUGAUCUCCGGACACGCACAAUACGCAAAAGGCUACGCCGAAGAGACGAUUGGCAAUGUAACGGGUAGCAAGGAAUGGCAGGAGAGCGGGAAGCAAGAUGCAAAGGCUGGCAUUGAUGAAAUGAAGAGUGCGAGCCAAAACAAGAGCAGUGAGCCAGCAGCAAGUGGCAUCGGUGGCAAAGUCGAGGAAUUAGCUGGCAAGGCGACCGGAUGCGAGGGUAUGGAGAAGGAGGGUGCUGAGAGACAGGCGAAGACAUGA